GUAAUUUUAUGUACAAAACUACAAAUAGCCGCAAACGCGUUCUUCCACGUCUCCCCCUCCGAAACUUUAGCACGACGACUAACGCAGCUAGUUCUUUAGAUGGCCGGAAAUGAUACGCCGCCGCCUGAGCAAGCCCUAAUUCGGGUCCAUUCGCCGCCGGGCGGCAACAAUUUUAAUCCGGUUGAGGCGGAAACGCCGGCCCUUCACGCGGCCACUCGGAUAUACUACGGAGAAAUCAACCAUUUCCGGAAAUGGUUUCCCUGGCUGAUUCCUUCAUUCAUUAUUGCAAAUGUUGUCAUGUUCGUGAUCACCAUGUAUUUGAACGAUUGUCCCCAGAAUUCCGUCUCCUGCGUUGCUCGUUUCUUGGGGAGGUUCUCUUUUCAGCCCUUCAGAGAGAAUCCUCUUCUCGGACCUUCUUCUAACACGUUACAGAAGAUGGGUGCAUUGGAUGUGAGUAAGGUGGUCCAUAAACAUCAGGUCUGGUGCCUUAUCACUUGCAUUUGGUUGCAUGGUGGGAUUUUUCAUUUACUGGCCAACAUGUUGAGUCUUUUAGCUAUUGGCAUUCAGCUAGAACGAGAAUUUGGAUAUGUGCGCAUUGGACUGCUCUAUAUCAUAUCUGGUGUUGGUGGAAGCUUGUUAUCCGCACUUUUUAUAAAAUCCAACAUAUCUGUUGGUGCUUCUGGUGCUCUUUUUGGAUUAUUGGGGAGCAUGCUUUCCGAGCUUUUCAUUAACUGGACUAUCUAUGCAAACAAGUUCGGGGUUUUGGUCACACUGCUGAUCAUCAUUGCUGUCAAUUUAGCAGUGGGAAUUCUGCCACACGUUGACAACUUUGCUCAUAUUGGAGGGUUUCUAUCUGGUUUCUUUCUUGGGUUUGUGUUCCUUAUUCGCCCCCACUUUGGAUGGGUUAGCCAGAGGUAUGCUGCCCCUUCCACAUAUUCUUCAACGCCUAAACCGAAAUUCAAGGUGUAUCAAUUGGUUCUCUGGGGUUCUUCUCUUAUCCUUCUGAUUAUUGGCUUAACCACAUGCAUUGUCAUGCUUCUUCAUGGAGUGGACUUGAAUGAGCAUUGUUCUUGGUGUCACUAUUUGAGUUGUGUUCCUACUUCGAAGUGGAGCUGCAACACAGAACCUAUUUCCUGCCUGUCAGAGCAAUUUGGCAACGAGCUUCGAAUAACUUGCUCAAACAGCAACAGAACCAGAACAUAUCAAUUGCCAAACCCAAGUACAUCUCAGAUUCAAGGGCUAUGUGGUCAGUUCUGCCGGUGAUGAGUCCGAAGCCUAUCAAAGUGCAACGAAAGAAAGUGUUUGAAAGCCCACUGUUAUUGGGUGCGCCAUAGCUAUCGGAAUCAUUAUUGAAAUUGUUUGGUUCAGCAAGUUAGUUUGUAAAACCCAAGUAAAUGGUAGACCCGUUUAUUGAAAUUGUUUGGUUCAGCAGGUAGACCCGUUGUAACGUUCGGAAUCAUUCAAUACAGACCACACAUAUGU
Molecule: messenger RNA, 1482 nt
Organism: Cuscuta campestris
Lineage: Eukaryota; Viridiplantae; Streptophyta; Magnoliopsida; Solanales; Convolvulaceae
Source: the annotation of a GenBank genome assembly